Messenger RNA from Ruditapes philippinarum (Manila clam), 854 nucleotides. RefSeq lists its product as uncharacterized. The transcript has 9 exons. Bases 87 to 854 code for a protein of 255 amino acids. NCBI's taxonomy places the organism in Eukaryota, Metazoa, Mollusca, Bivalvia, Venerida, Veneridae. Gene Ontology annotation, biological process: protein transport. The record is from RefSeq and is a predicted model, not a curated record. Gene Ontology annotation, cellular component: cytoplasm.
AUUUAUUAAUAUUCGUUAAAGUAGAAAAGAAAGAUAGGAAACUGUGGAAAAUAAAUAAAUUUAUCGUCAAAAAUGUUAUUAAUAUCAUGACAAAUGAGAUAAAUUUGCGUACAAACAAAAGUGAAUAUAAUGCAGGAGAUGAUAUUUAUGGGGUAGUUUAUUUGAGAAUAAACACUCCUACAAGAGGCAGAGGUGUAAGAAUUAGAUUUAAAGGAUAUGAAAAAUUUAAUUAUGAAGGCAAGAGAAAUAUAGAGAAUGAACCCCCAGUUUGUUAUAGUGACCACAGGGAUUAUGUCAGCUUGGAUGAAAUCCUUCAUCAAUCUGAUGGACCACUGAGUAUGUGUAUAACAUACUACCCAUUCAAGAUCAAACUGCCAAUGGAAAUACCUGGUACAUUCCAUGCUCGUCAUGAAUCAGAAGAGUUGAGAUGGGACGCUAGAGUUGAAUAUAUUCUCGAAGCUGAAGUCAUAGAUGCCAGUAAAGCUUUAGCGACCAAUCAGAAAGUUUCUGUGAGGCAGUCAUUACAAAGAGAAUUAAAAGCUAAGGAUGCUCCUGCUGCAAUAUUAGCUAAGUACGAGGACUCCAGUUUCUUUGGCUUGUUUACAUCUGCCAUAGACGUCACUGCCAGGCUUCAUGAUCAUAUUCAUAGAACGGGAGAAAAUGCCAGAUUACGAGUUAUUAUAACAAAUAACUCUAAUGUCAUCGUACAAUCCAUUAAGUUACAGUUAAGACGGUCGAUUUAUCUCACAUGCCCUCAGAUGACAUUAGGUGUUCAAGUACAAGAAAAUGUUGGACAUGAACAGUCAAUUGACAUGGUCAGAUUUCCCAAAGGUUUGAAAAAUGCAAUACCAUAA